UAUAGAUAGGAACUGUCGAAGAGAGAAUAUCAAUUGAAGAAGAAGAUGUCUCACAUCGCUGUUGAGAGGAAUCGAAGAAGGCAAAUGAACGAGCAUCUUAGAUCCCUUCGUUCUCUGACUCCUUGUUUCUAUAUCAAAAGGGGAGAUCAAGCUUCGAUAAUUGGAGGAGUGAUAGAGUUCAUCAAAGAGCUGCAGCAAUUGGUGCAAGUUCUCGAGUCCAAGAAACGUCGAAAGACACUAAACCGACCUUCUUUUCCUUAUGAUCACCAAACACUCGAGCCAUCCAUAUUAGCUGCCACAGCCACCACCAACGCAACCACCAGAGUGCCGUUUAGUCGAAUCGAAAAUUUAAUGAGCACAAGCACUUUCAAAGAAGUAGGAGCAUGUUGCAACUCCCCUCAUGCUAACGUCGAAGCGAAGAUCUCAGGCUCUAACGUUGUAUUGAGAGUUGUCUCUAGGCGAAUUUCGGGACAGCUCGUGAGGAUCAUAUCCGUCUUGGAGAAACUAUCUUUUCAGGUUCUUCAUCUCAACAUUAGCAGCAUGGAGGAGACCGUCUUAUACUUCUUCGUUGUUAAGAUAGGACUUGAGUGUCACUUAAGCUUGGAGGAACUAACCCUCGAAGUUCAGAAAAGCUUUGUGCCUGAAGUCAUCGUCUCGACCAACUAAACCAAAAGUAUACAUGUGCUAGCUUGUACCGUUACAUGAGUAUACUUGUUACUUUGCUCGAAAAUAAGCUCCUAAUGUGGAAAAUUUAAAUCAUCUUAGCAAAAAUAAGCUCCUAUAAAACUUAAUUAUUGUUUAACUUGGUAUCGAUUAUCUUA
This is a messenger RNA of Eutrema salsugineum, 821 nucleotides long. Its product is annotated as transcription factor MUTE. Gene Ontology annotation, cellular component: nucleus. The coding region runs from base 46 to 666 and encodes 206 amino acids. Gene Ontology annotation, molecular function: DNA-binding transcription factor activity; protein dimerization activity. Gene Ontology annotation, biological process: guard cell differentiation; positive regulation of DNA-templated transcription; stomatal complex development. NCBI's taxonomy places the organism in Eukaryota, Viridiplantae, Streptophyta, Magnoliopsida, Brassicales, Brassicaceae. The transcript is spliced from 3 exons. The record is from RefSeq and is a predicted model, not a curated record.